Molecule: messenger RNA, 7725 nt
Organism: Melopsittacus undulatus (budgerigar)
Lineage: Eukaryota; Metazoa; Chordata; Aves; Psittaciformes; Psittaculidae
Gene: TANC2
Product: tetratricopeptide repeat, ankyrin repeat and coiled-coil containing 2
Exons: 28
Coding region: 158-6346 (2062 amino acids)
Biological process (GO): regulation of dendritic spine morphogenesis
Cellular component (GO): dendritic spine
Molecular function (GO): protein binding
Source: RefSeq, a predicted model, not a curated record
GUGAGAGGCAAGCGCCCCGCUCGCUGCGGCUGUGAGGGGCGCGGGGGCCCUGUCGCGACAGGACUUCCAGUGAAUGGAGGAAGACACUUUUUACUAGAGGUUCCCCUCAUCUAAAUAUAUCAAGUGUUUGGGUUGCACACAGUGGAACAGGAUCACCAUGUUUCGAAACAGUCUCAAGAUGCUGCUUACGGGAGGGAAGUCAAACCGCAAAAACAGGUCCAGUGAUGGAGGGAACGAGGAGCCACCAGACCGAAGACAGGCAAGUGUAGACUCCCGUCAGAGCCGAUCUGGGCAAGGCACCUCCACAGAGAACGACUGUGCUUUUGAACCAGACUACGCUAUUCCGCCACUCCCAGUGACCGAAGGUAUGCAGCACAUUCGGAUUAUGGAGGGCAUGUCCCGCUCCCUUCCAUCCUCCCCCUUACUCACACAUCAGUCUAUCAGUGUUCGGCUCCAACCUGUGAAGAAGUUAACUGCCCCUUUGAGGAAAGCAAAGUUUGUUGAGAGCCCUCGAAUCCCUGAGUCUGAGCUUGGCUCCCCAACACUUUCUUCAGCACAGAAACUGGACGUUGAUGCAUACUGCCCUGGUGACACUGAGCAGGAGCUGGGACCCCCUCCAUCCGUAGAUGAGGCAGCAAAUACACUCAUGACUCGCCUGGGCUUCCUCCUCGGAGAGAAAGUCACGGAGGUUCAGUCAGGGCCCCAGUACAGCAUGGAGGUGCAGGAUGAGAACCAGAGCUCGGCCGUGACGCAGCGCAUCAGCCCCUGCUCCACGCUGACCAGCAGCACGGCCUCGCCGCCCGCCAGCAGCCCCUGCUCCACGCUCCCACCAGUCAGCACCAGUGUCACCACCAAGGAUUGCACCUACGGCGCCGUCACCAGCCCCACCUCCACGCUGGAGAGCAGGGACAGCGGCAUCAUAGCUACUUUGACAAGCUACUCAGAAAAUGUGGAACGCACUAAAUAUGGAGGGGAAAGCAGUAAAGAACUUGGAUCUGGAGGAAACCUGAAACCUUGGCAGUCCCAGAAAUCCAGCAUGGAUUCGUGCUUAUACCGCGUGGACGAGAACAUGACAGCCUCCACCUACAGCCUCAACAAGAUCCCAGAGAGGAACCUGGAGACGGUCUUGUCCCAGUCAGUGCAGUCAAUUCCUCUUUACCUGAUGCCACGGCCAAAUUCAGUAGCAGCUACCAGCUCAGCUCACUUAGAAGAUCUUGCUUACUUGGAUGAGCAGAGACACACUCCCCUGCGGACCUCCCUGCGGAUGCCACGGCAGAGCAUGGCCGGUGCCCGCACGCAGCAGGACCUGCGAGUGCGCUUUGCACCCUACAGACCUCCCGACAUCUCUCUGAAGCCACUGCUUUUCGAGGUGCCCAGCAUCACCACUGAGUCCGUCUUUGUUGGCCGGGACUGGGUGUUCCAUGAGAUAGAUGCCCAGCUCCAGAGUUCAAACGCCAGCAUCAACCGAGGCGUCGUCAUUGUCGGGAAUAUCGGCUUUGGGAAGACUGCCAUCAUCUCCAGGCUGGUGGCACUCAGCUGCCACGGCACAAGGAUGAGGCAGAUCGCUUCUGAUAGCCCCCAUGCCUCCCCUAAACAUGUGGAUGCAAACCGAGAGCUGCCCUUGACCCAGCCACCGUCUGCCCAUUCAUCCAUCACCAGCGGGAGCUGCCCUGGGACCCCCGAGAUGCGCCGGCGACAGGAGGAAGCCAUGAGGAGACUCGCAUCACAGGUCGUUGCUUAUCACUACUGCCAGGCUGACAAUGCCUACACCUGCCUGGUGCCGGAGUUUGUGCACAACGUGGCUGCCCUGCUCUGCCGCUCGCCCCAGUUCGUCGCCUACAGGGAGCAGCUCCUGCGAGAGCCCCACCUGCAGAGCAUGCUGAGCCUGAGGUCCUGCGUGCAGGACCCCAUGGCCUCCUUCCGCAGGGGAGUCUUGGAGCCCUUGGAGAACCUGCACAAAGAGAGGAAGAUCCCUGAUGAAGAUUUCAUUAUAUUAAUUGAUGGUUUAAAUGAGGCGGAAUUUCACAAGCCAGAUUAUGGAGACACCAUAGUAUCAUUCCUGAGCAAGAUGAUUGGGAAGUUCCCUUCCUGGCUGAAGCUGGUAGUGACAGUCCGGACGAGUCUGCAGGAAAUAAUUAAGCUGUUGCCCUUCCACAGAAUAUUUUUGGAUAGACUGGAAGAGAAUGAAGCUAUAGACCAGGACCUGCAGGCAUACAUCCUUCACCGGAUACACAGCAGCUCGGAGAUCCAGAACAACAUCUCGCUCAACGGCAAAAUGGACAACACUACGUUUGGCAAACUCAGUUCUCACCUCAAGACCUUGAGCCAAGGAUCCUACCUGUACCUAAAACUCACUUUUGAUCUCAUCGAGAAAGGAUACCUAGUACUAAAAAGCUCCAGCUACAAAGUAGUGCCAGUGUCUCUGUCAGAAGUUUACCUAUUGCAGUGCAAUAUGAAGUUCCCAACGCAGUCUUCCUUUGAUCGGGUUAUGCCUCUCUUGAAUGUGGCAGUGGCAUCUCUGCAUCCAUUAACAGAUGAACAUAUUUUUCAGGCCAUUAAUGCAGGUAACAUUGAGGGCACUUUGGAGUGGGAUGACUUUCAGCAGAGGAUGGAGAACCUUUCUAUGUUUCUUAUCAAACGUAGAGAUAUGACGCGAAUGUUUGUUCAUCCCUCUUUCCGCGAAUGGCUUAUUUGGAGAGAAGAAGGUGAAAAGACCAAGUUUCUUUGUGAUCCUAGGAGCGGCCACACAUUACUUGCCUUUUGGUUUUCCCGUCAAGAAGGGAAACUGAAUCGACAGCAAACUAUUGAACUGGGACAUCACAUUCUCAAAGCACAUAUUUUUAAGGGGCUGAGUAAAAAGGUUGGGGUAUCUUCCUCCAUCCUGCAAGGGCUUUGGAUCUCCUACAGUACGGAAGGUCUUUCCAUGGCUUUGGCAUCUCUGAGGAAUCUUUACACCCCAAACAUCAAGGUCAGUCGGUUGCUGAUUUUGGGAGGUGCAAACGUGAAUUACCGCACUGAGGUUCUCAACAACGCCCCUAUUCUCUGUGUCCAAUCUCACCUGGGCUACACUGAGAUGGUGGCUUUGCUCUUGGAGUUUGGGGCUAAUGUAGAUGCUGCUUCGGAAAGUGGCCUCACUCCCCUUGGCUACGCGGCUGCUGCUGGGUUCCUGAGCAUCGUUGUGCUGCUCUGCAAGAAACGGGCUAAGGUGGAUCAUUUGGACAAGAACGGUCAGUGCGCUCUGGUUCAUGCUGCUCUCAGAGGACACUUGGAGGUGGUGAAGUUCUUGAUCCAGUGUGACUGGACCAUGGCUGGGCAGCAGCAGGGAGUGUUUAAGAAGAGCCAUGCCAUCCAGCAGGCACUGAUCGCUGCAGCCAGCAUGGGUUACACCGAGAUUGUCUCCUACCUGCUCGAUCUUCCAGAAAAAGAUGAAGAGGAGGUGGAGCGAGCCCAGAUCAACAGCUUUGACAGCCUGUGGGGAGAGACAGCUCUGACAGCAGCAGCCGGGCGAGGGAAGCUGGAUGUGUGCCGGCUCCUCCUGGAGCAGGGAGCUGCUGUGGCACAGCCCAACCGCCGCGGGGUCGUUCCCCUCUUCAGCGCCGUCAGACAGGGCCACUGGCAGAUUGUAGAUCUCUUGCUCACGCACGGUGCUGAUGUGAACAUGGCAGACAAGCAGGGCCGGACACCACUGAUGAUGGCUGCAUCUGAGGGACAUCUGAGUACAGUGGAGUUCCUGCUUGCACAAGGUGCUUCCAUUUCUCUGAUGGACAAGGAGGGUUUGACAGCCCUCAGCUGGGCUUGUCUGAAGGGACACCUCUCCGUGGUGCGGUCCCUGGUGGAGAAUGGAGCUGCCACUGACCAUGCAGAUAAGAAUGGACGCACUCCCCUGGACCUGGCAGCGUUCUAUGGUGAUGCGGAGGUGGUUCAGUUUCUGGUGGACCAUGGGGCCAUGAUUGAGCACGUUGACUACAGUGGGAUGCGCCCUCUCGACAGGGCAGUGGGAUGCCGCAACACCUCGGUGGUCGUCACUCUCCUGAAGAAAGGAGCAAAGAUAGGUCCAGCAACAUGGGCGAUGGCAACCUCCAAACCUGACAUCAUGAUCAUCCUCUUGAGCAAGCUGAUGGAAGAGGGAGACAUGUUUUAUAAGAAAGGUAAAGUGAAAGAGGCUGCCCAGCGCUACCAGUAUGCCCUGAAGAAAUUCCCAAGGGAAGGGUUUGGAGAAGACCUGAAAACCUUCCGGGAGCUGAAGGUCUCACUCCUGCUCAACCUGUCCCGAUGUCGAAGGAAAAUGAACGAUUUUGGAAUGGCGGAGGAAUUUGCUACUAAAGCACUGGAGUUGAAACCGAAAUCUUACGAAGCUUACUAUGCAAGAGCAAGGGCCAAACGCAGCAGCAGGCAGUUCUCAGCAGCCCUGGAGGACCUGAACGAGGCCAUCAAGCUGUGCCCCAACAACCGGGAGAUCCAGCGGCUGCUGAUGCGGGUGGAGGAGGAGUGCAGGCAAGUCCAGCAGCAGCAGCAGCAGCAGCCGACGCCGCUCCCGGUGGAGCCUGAGCCUGAAGCCCAGCACGAAGAGCUCUAUUCUGUGCAGGACAUCUUUGAGGAGGAGUACCUGGAGCAGGAUGUAGAAAAUGUUUCCAUUGGCUUGCAGACAGAGUCCAGGCCAAACCAAGGGCUGCCCAUCAUCCAGAGCCCACCCCCAUCCCCAGCUCACAGGGACUCAGCCUAUAUUUCUGGCUCACCCCUUGGCUCUCAUCAGGUCUUUGAUUUCAGGUCCAAUAGCUCCGUGGGUUCACCAACCAGGCAAGGGUACCAGUCCACAUCUCCUGCUCUGUCUCCUACACACCAAAACUCACAUUACAGACCCAGUCCUCCACACACGUCCCCUGCUCACCAGGGCUCCUCUUACCGCUUCAGCCCACCGCCUGUUGGAAGCCAAGGGAAGGAAUAUCAAAGCCCACCACCUUCUCCUCUUCGCAGAGGUCCUCAGUAUCGCGCCAGCCCCCCAGCAGAGAGCAUGAGCGUUUACAGGUCACAAUCUGGUUCCCCUGUUCGUUACCAGCAAGAACCCAGUGGGGUCAGCCAGCUCCCUGGUAGACCAAAGUCUCCGUUAUCCAAGAUGACGCAGAGGUCCUUCCAGAUGCCCCAGCUCCCCGUGGCCGUGCCGCAGCAGGGGCUGAGGCUGCAGCCAGCCAAGGCACAGAUUGUGAGGAGCAACCAGCCCAGCUCAGCCGUCCAUUCCAGUACUGUAAUCCCAACCGGUGCUUACAGCCAGGUUGCCCACUCGAUGGCCAGCAAGUACCAGUCAUCAUCAGGGGAAAUGGGGGUUAGCCAGAGCAGGUUGGUCUACCAGGGCUCCAUCGGGGGCAUCGUUGGUGACAGCAGACCAGUGCAGCACGUCCAGGCGAGCCUCAGCGCAGGAGCCAUCUGUCAGCAUGGAGGACUGGCCAAAGAAGACCUUCCACAGAGACCAUCCUCAGCAUACAGGGGGGGGAUGAGAUACAGCCAGACGCCCCAGAUAGGGCGAAGCCAAUCCGCUUCCUACUAUCCAGUGUGUCACUCAAAGCUUGACCUGGAACGUUCUCCCCUCCCUGCCAGCCAGCUGGGCUCUCCGGAUGUGUCUCAUCUCAUAAGAAGACCCAUCACCGUUAACCCCAGUGAAAUCAAGCCUCACCCACCGACUCCAAGGCCCCUGCUCCACUCUCAGAGCGUUGGCCUCCGCUUCUCUCCCUCCAGCAAUAGCAUCUCCUCCACGUCCAACCUGACUCCCAACUUCCGCCCUUCCGCUUCGAUUCAGCAGAUGGAGAUUCCUCUCAAGCCAGCUUACGACAGGUCUUGUGAUGAACUCUCGCCGGUCUCUCCCACUCAGGGGGGUUAUCCCAGUGAGCCAGCCCGUUCCCGGACCACGCCGUUCAUGGGAAUCAUAGAUAAAACCGCUCGGACUCAGCAGUACCCCCAUCUCCAUCAGCAGAGCCGGACCUGGGCUGUGUCAUCAGUGGACACUGUCAUUAGUCCUACGUCUCCUGGCAAUCUCCCCCAGCCGGAAUCAUUUAGCCCGCCUUCUUCAAUCAGCAACAUUGCCUUUUAUAACAAAACCAACAAUGCACAGAAUGGCCAUUUGCUAGAGGAAGACUAUUACAGCCCCCAUGGGAUGCUGGCCAAUGGGUCCCGGGGAGACCUCCUGGAGAGAGUCACCCAAGCCUCCUCGUAUCCCGACGUCAAGGUGGCAAGGACGCUGCCUGUGGCGCAGGCCUACCAGGACAACCUGUACAGGCAGCUCUCCAGGGACUCCAGGCAAGGGCAGACAUCCCCAAUCAAACCAAAGAGACCAUUUGUGGAGUCUAAUGUGUGAAAGACGCUUGUUGGAGUGAGACCCUCAUGUUUUCAGCACACACACUUCCAAGCUUGAUUUCCAUGCAUAUUAUUAUUAUUAUUAUUAUAUUAUUAUUAUGAUUAUGAUUUCUCUUUGGUAGCUACAUGACCAAGUUUCUCCGGUACUUUGUGUGGUGGUCAGACAGCCAUGCACAUGCUCCAGCCCUUUCGUUCCCCAGCUGACCGUGAAGCCAACAGCAGCCGAGCCAGUAUCGUUUGCCCAAUUCCAGCUGAGUUUCCAGCCGGGAUACCUUAGUGCGUGGUGCGGGGUGGCCCCAAAUCUCCCCUCCGCAGCGGGAGGUAACCAAGAGACAAUCGUGUUCAAUUUAAGUUGGUUUCUUUUGUCUUGAUGAGCUCUUACUCAGUUCUGAUGGGCAUUCCUAGCGGGAGCAGAGCAGGGAUCACAGGAGCCUUUCCCAAGGCUGCAUCCUUGGGAAUGUCAGCCAGGUCAUUUGACUCUUAGCCCCUUAAAGAGCAAAUUACCCACAGCGAGCAAGGGCACGAUGUGUUUUAACACCGAGUAGCUAUGCACAAUCACCAUCCUGCUUCAUCUGGUGUAGAGCAUUUCAAUCCGAAUUGGAUUCAGUGGAUUCCUGCACUGUUUAAUCCAGCAGCAGCCAGAAAGGGUGGGAUCACGCUGUGCUCUGCUGCUUUGCAAUCUACCUGCUGGUGCCUCUGCACUGAUUUGCUCUGGGGCAUUUUAAAGGCACUGGUUGAUUAGAGUUAGCCCUUUGUCUGCCUUGUCAUUAGCGAGGGACUUGGCCAGGAGCCUCUUGCAUGUGAGCUGGGAUGGCAACACUUAAGUCGGUGAGCAGACGACUGCACCUCACACACAGCACCGUGUUUCCACUGGGACAGUUUGACGUUGGGGUUUCAUUUGGUGGGUUUUGCAACGAAAAACAAAGAUCCCACUUAGAAAAUGGGAUUUAAGGAGGAAAAUUGCAAUUUUUAAUGAUUUAUGAUGUAUUAUUUUAAUGAUGAGGCUGCAUGAUGUGACACGAUGGUUCCCAAGACAGGAAGGCUCCUUCUGCAAACCCACCCAGGCAGCAUCACCUGAGAGCUGGUGCCGUAGCGAGGGAUGCACUCCAAGAUCCAUUCCCAAACCCUUGGAAAGCAGUUGCCAUGUUCCAUACCUGUACAUGGUAGAGACCACAUACUCCUUUUUAAGGAGCUGGAGUUAAAAGAGAGCUAUUUAUAAUUUAUUUAUAUGAUCUGUUUGUUUAGGUUGGUUUUCCUAUAUCUUUGAGUUCAAUGCAAAUCCCAUUGGAUGGUGGAAAAAGGGGGAGCGGUUCCAAAACCUGUUUUCAUGGGAUUUUCCAUAAUCUGUCAAUUUUUCUCUGACUUUUUUUGAGGGAGGGG